GAGGCCGACAUCAAGUACGGUAUCACCGAUCACGAUGUUGCUGAGCGCCGCAAGCGUUUCGGCUGGAAUGAAAUCGUCACGGAGAAGACAAACAAAUUCCUUCAAUUCAUCAGCUACUUCCAAGGUCCCGUGCUCUACGUAAGUUGACCUGCUACUACUACUGACUGCCACCACUGUCACACAAAAACACCAAACUAAUCCAUGACGUUCAGGUCAUGGAAAUCGCCGUGCUUCUCGCCGCUGGUCUCCGCAGCUGGAUUGAUUUCGGUGUCAUCAUUGGUAUUCUCAUGCUCAACGCCAUCGUCGGUUGGUACCAGGAGAAGCAAGCUGCCGACAUUGUCGCCAGUCUGAAGGGUGACAUUGCCAUGCGUUGCUCCGUCGUUCGUGACGGUCGCGAACAGUCCAUUCUCGCCCGUGAGCUCGUUCCCGGUGACAUUGUCAUCAUUGAGGAGGGUGAGACUGUUCCCGCUGAUUGCCGUGUCAUCUGUGACUACACCAUUCCCGAGGACUUUGAGAAGUUCAAGCAGAUGAAGCUUGACGACAAGUUCAGCGACGACGACCCCGACCAGGCUGACGAGGACUACGACGAGGACAAGGCCCCCAAGCUUGGUCACUCCAUCAUUGCCGUCGAUCAGUCCGCCAUCACUGGUGAGUCGCUCGCCGUCGACAAGUACAUGGGAGACGUCAUCUACUACACCACCGGUUGCAAGCGCGGCAAGAUCUACGCCGUUGCCAUGACCUCCGCAAAGCACUCCUUCGUCGGUAAGACUGCCACUCUCGUCCAGGGCGCCAAGGACCAAGGUCACUUCAAGGCCAUCAUGAACUCCAUUGGUACGGCGCUUCUCGUCCUCGUCGUCUUCUGGAUUCUCGUCGCCUGGAUCGGUGGUUUCUUCCGCCACUUGAAGAUUGCCACUCCCGAGGACAGCUCCAACAACCUUCUGCACUACGCCUUGAUUCUUCUCAUUAUCGGUGUGCCAGUCGGUCUGCCCGUCGUUACCACUACCACUCUCGCCGUCGGUGCUGCUUACCUCGCCAAGCAGAAGGCUAUCGUCCAGAAGCUCACUGCCAUUGAGUCACUCGCCGGUGUCGACAUUCUCUGCUCCGACAAGACCGGUACCUUGACUGCCAACCAGCUCUCCAUUCGUGAGCCUUUCGUCGCCGAAGGCCAGGAUGUCAACUGGAUGAUGGCCUGCGCCGCUCUCGCUUCGUCGCACAACCUCAAGUCCCUCGACCCAAUCGACAAAAUCACCAUCCUCACUCUCAAGCGUUACCCCAAGUCGCGUGAAAUCCUCAGCGCCAACUGGAGAACCGAGCGUUUCACUCCUUUCGACCCGGUCUCCAAGCGCAUUACUGCUGUUGUCUGGCUCGAUGGUGACAAGUACACCUGCGCCAAGGGUGCUCCCAAGGCUAUCCUCAACCUCGCCAACCCCGACAAGGAGACUGCCGACCUGUUCAAGGCUCGCACCGCCGAGUUUGCCCGCCGUGGUUUCCGUUCGCUCGGUGUUGCCUACCAGAAGAAUGACGGCGACUGGAUCCUCCUCGGUCUCCUCUCCCUCUUCGACCCGCCGCGUGACGACACGGCCACGACGAUCGUUCAGGCCCAACAACUUGGUGUUCCCGUUAAGAUGUUGACUGGUGAUGCGAUUGCCAUUGCAAAGGAAACAUGCAAGAUGCUGGCUAUGGGUACCAAGGUCUACAACUCUGAAAGACUCAUUCACGGCGGUCUCUCCGGAACCACCCAGCACGAUCUCGUCGAGCGUGCCGAUGGUUUCGCCGAGGUUUUCCCCGAGCACAAGUACCAGGUCGUCGAGAUGCUGCAACAGCGUGGCCAUCUGACUGCCAUGACUGGUGACGGUGUGAAUGACGCUCCCUCGUUGAAGAAGGCUGACUGUGGUAUUGCCGUCGAGGGUGCCACUGAAGCUGCCCAGGCUGCCGCUGAUAUCGUCCUUCUCGCCCCCGGUCUCUCCACCAUCGUCCUGGCCAUCAAGACUGCUCGCCAGAUCUUCCAGCGUAUGAAGGCCUACAUCCAGUACCGUAUCGCUCUCUGUCUCCAUCUCGAGAUCUACCUCGUCACCUCCAUGAUCAUCAUCAACGAGACUGUCCGCUCCGAGCUCAUUGUCUUUAUCGCUCUGUUUGCCGAUUUGGCUACCGUUGCUGUCGCUUACGACAACGCCUGGUCUGAUGAACGUCCCGUCGAGUGGCAAUUGCCCAAGAUCUGGAUCAUCUCCGUCAUUCUCGGUAUAAUGCUUGCCGCGGCUACAUGGAUCCUCCGUGCAACCAUGUUCCUCAACAACGGCGGUAUCAUCCAGAACUUUGGAAAUGUUCAGGAGAUUCUCUUCCUCGAGAUUGCCCUGACUGAGAACUGGCUCAUCUUUGUUACUCGAGGUGGCAAGACUUGGCCGUCGUGGCAGCUUGUUGGUGCCAUUCUCGGUGUCGACGCGCUCGCGACCAUCUUCUGUAUCUUUGGCUGGUUGUCCGGUGACCCACUUGAGCAGAUGUCCAGCCCCCGCACUGGCUUCAACCAACGCCGUGACGGCUGGGUCGACGUUGUUACUGUCGUUGUUGUCUGGUGCUACUCCAUUGGUGUUACCAUUGUCAUCGCCAUUGUCUACUUCCUGCUCAACCAGAUCCCAUGGUUGAGCGACCUGGGCCGCAAGGACCGCUCUCGCAAGGACCCGCAAGUCGAGAACAUUCUCGCCUCCCUUGGCAAGCUUGCUCUCGAGCACGAGGUGGACGCCAACGGCAAGUCGAGAUACGUCCUCGCUGCCAAGGGCGUCGUCGACGAGGAUGACGAAUAGAAGAGAACCAAUGUUAUUUGUAUUACAAAUCCGAAUCGUAUGGUAGAUUAGGGAACACGGGUGUUGUGUGCGUGUGUGUGUGUGUGUGGAUACGCAUUACCUUUUUUUCCCCAAACAUGUUGUUGAUAGUUCAAGAAUCUUCCGAACAUACCCCCCCGCAACCCACCCACGCAAGAUCGACCAUGCCGGGCCGGAAAGCAUAGCGAUUCAU
Pseudovirgaria hyperparasitica is the source of this 3009-nucleotide messenger RNA. Its product is annotated as plasma membrane H+-ATPase Pma1. NCBI's taxonomy places the organism in Eukaryota, Fungi, Ascomycota, Dothideomycetes, Acrospermales, Acrospermaceae. Gene Ontology annotation, molecular function: ATP binding; ATP hydrolysis activity; P-type proton-exporting transporter activity. Bases 216 to 2798 code for a protein of 860 amino acids. Gene Ontology annotation, cellular component: plasma membrane. Gene Ontology annotation, biological process: proton export across plasma membrane; regulation of intracellular pH. The record is from RefSeq and is a predicted model, not a curated record. The transcript has a single exon.